UAAAAUAUGUAAACAAAAGUUUUUGUCAACAAUAACAUUGUAUUUUUUUCAAUUCUAUUUUUAUUAAAAAAUGGAAAUUUAUGUAGGAAAUAUUCCACCUACAAUUAAGAUUGAAGAAUUAAGUUUAUUAUAUCAAUCAUUUGGUCAUAUUGUAUUUAUUGAUAUUAAGAAUCGCUGUCAACCACCGUUUGCUUUUAUAUUGUUCGACAAUAAUGGUUCUGCUUAUAACGCUGCUGUAUCUACAAAUGGAUGCAUGUAUCAGGGUUAUCAGUUCCAAGUAAAAUUAUUGACUCCUGAUGACAAUUCUUCAGCUACCAGUGAUAAAUGUUUGGAACAGCAGCAGGAUAACCCGCCGAAAAAAAAGAAAGAAACAGUAAAAAAGAUAACUAUUCCUAAAAAUAUAAGUAUACCAGAAAAUGGUAAACCUGGAGGAUUAGAUGAUCCAUUUAGAAAUGGAUUGAGUGGCGCUGGCGUUAAGUGGUAUCUACGUUAUCUGAAAAUGGGCACUGAUCCUAAGGAGGCAAGAAUAAAAGCCUGUAUGCAUAAGUUCAUAGCUUUAGGAGACUCAACGCAAAUUGCUAGAAAGAAAGCUAUAAAAUAUUGCAGUACCUUAGAUUCUAGUAAUAAAAAAAUACAAAUUUCAAAAAAGGAAAAAGGCGUAUCGAAAAAACCGGCUAUCUCAAGGAAUCUUGUUUCAGUAGUGUAGGUCUUUAGUGCUUAGUAUUUAAUUAUUUAUAAUGGAGGAUAGAAAUAUUAAUCAAAGCAUGCGAUUAAUAAAUAGCACUUACUUAUUAUAACUGAAAA
Lucilia sericata (common green bottle fly) is the source of this 804-nucleotide messenger RNA. Its product is annotated as zinc finger CCHC-type and RNA-binding motif-containing protein 1-like. The transcript is spliced from 2 exons. NCBI's taxonomy places the organism in Eukaryota, Metazoa, Arthropoda, Insecta, Diptera, Calliphoridae. Gene Ontology annotation, molecular function: RNA binding. Bases 71 to 706 code for a protein of 211 amino acids. The record is from RefSeq and is a predicted model, not a curated record.